Trichoplusia ni (cabbage looper) is the source of this 1671-nucleotide messenger RNA. Its product is annotated as NADH-ubiquinone oxidoreductase 49 kDa subunit-like. The record is from RefSeq and is a predicted model, not a curated record. Lineage: Eukaryota; Metazoa; Arthropoda; Insecta; Lepidoptera; Noctuidae. The transcript has a single exon. Gene Ontology annotation, biological process: mitochondrial electron transport, NADH to ubiquinone. Gene Ontology annotation, molecular function: NADH dehydrogenase (ubiquinone) activity; NAD binding; quinone binding. The coding region runs from base 215 to 1591 and encodes 458 amino acids.
CCUUUAAUGUCCUAAGCAUGCUGGAAACUGAACAGUAGACCUAUACAACCUAUGGGUCAUCUGUUAAUAAUGAGUAGUGAUACUGGCUGUAAAAUCUAUGAUGGCUAGGGAUUGUUAAAAAAGUUUAACAUUUUAAGACAAUUCUCAUGCUUGUCAGUAUUUGUCACUUCUCAAAAUAAUUAUUAUAAACACCUUGUCGAAACUAGAAUCAAAAAUGUUACACAUUCAUCGCAACUGUAACUUUAUCAACAAGUCAGUGAAACAAUUUCGGCAACUCAGCAUACACGUACCUCUGUGCGGGCACAGAUGGUACCCAGAUAAAGAAUAUGUCAAACAAUUCUUUGGUUCUGUUAUGUAUCCCACUCCAGAGACUGAUAAAUACUUCCGAAUAAUAUAUCAUUCACAAGUGAGGCCCGUAGAGCGUAAACUUAAAAAUAUGUUUAUCAAUUUUGGUCCUCAGCACCCCGCUGCUCACGGCGUCCUUCGCCUAAUAUUAGAACUGGAUGGCGAGACUGUGGUGAGAGCCGAUCCUCAUGUCGGCUUUUUACACAGAGCUACCGAGAAACUAAUGGAACACAAACAUUACAAUCAAAGCUUACCAUUUAUGGAUAGGCUAGAUUACGUUUCCACUCUGGCGAAUGAACAGUGCUUCUGUAUUGCGGUUGAAAAACUUCUUAACAUCGAAGUGCCACCGAGAGGCAAGGCAAUUCGAAUUUUGUGUGCUGAACUCAGUCGUGUUGCAAAUCAUAUGUUAAACUUAUCGGGCACAAUACUUGAUGCUGGAGGCAUCACGCCAUUCUUUUGGAUGUGCGAGGAACGAGAAAAACUUUACGAAAUGUUUGAGAGGCUUUGUGGUGCUAGGGUACACUGUUGCUAUCUCCGCCCUGGUGGAGUGGCACAGGAUAUUCCAAUUGGUUAUCUCGACGACGUCUAUGAAUUGGUUAAUAAGCUAGGAGAUCGCCUUGACGAAACUGAAGAUAUCGCUACCACAAAUCGUUUAUUCUAUGCCAGGACUGCAGGCCUUGGUAUAGUUACUGCUCAUGAGGCUAUGAGCCUUGGAUUUACCGGACCUAUGAUACGAGGUUCUGGUGUAAAGUGGGAUAUUAGAAUUUGUCAUCCCUAUGAUGGUUACGAUUUGUAUGAUUUCGAGGGUGUCGUCGGUACUUUCGGGGACAUGUAUGACAGAUACCUUCUUCGAUUCGAAGAAACUCGUCAAUCGAUACGAAUUAUAAACCAAGUUCUUGACUCAAUGCCGGAGGGAGAGUUCAAGACCGACGAUUCAAAAGUUAGUAUGCCUUCACGAAAGGAAAUGAAAACAUCAAUGGAAUCUUUAAUUCAUCAUUUCAAGUUAUGCUCGGAAGGGUACCCCGUGCCACCUGGGUUUACAUAUACGGCAACUGAAGCUCCAAAAGGAGAGUUGGGCAUUUACAUGGUAGCCGAUGGCACGUCCAAGCCUUAUCGAGUCCAUCUACGGCCCUGUUCAUUCACACAUAUAUUGGGAGUAUCCGUUUUGGGACCGCGUUUAAUGUUGGCUGACAUCACCAUGCUGAUUGCUUCCAUAGACGUGGUCUUCGGUGAUGUCGAUCGUUGAUUAGGUUUUUAAUUACAUUUGUUGGAAUAAUAUAUCUUUCGCGUUCACAAGUGAUGUUGCUAUGGCGUUUUUAUGCUUAA